AUGUCGAAAAAGUUCCAGAUUUGUUUUGUGGCAUGUUCUAUUUCUGUGAUUUUAUUCGGUCUUAACGAUUUUAUACUAUUACUUUCCAAACCAACAAAGGAUAGGUUAAUAAAGUCAGUAAGACAUUUUUAAACUAAACUUGUAUUAUAGUAGAACGUGCUAUAUCGAUGAUUGGAAUCGUGUUAACACAAAAGAUAUUCCGCAUUCAGAAGAAAAUCGAUUGUACGCAAUCCAAUCUUUAGGAGCUAUGGAUACACUGUUAGGAGGUCAACUUCGACUAGUUAAUUCAUUUGUUUAUCCAGAUCAUAUUGCGGUUACAACAACAGUUCAACAUUCUGAAAAGUAAACCCGAAAAAAAAACAACUUACAAUAUAUCUUUCUAUAUCAUUUAGCACCAACAUAACUUGUGUCUACUUCGAUUGUAAUCGAGAAGAAAUUCCAGAUACAAGAUUCAAAUCUAGAUAUUACCCUUAUAAUAUUGUUUAUUGUCCUCGAAGAUAUGGAGCUAAAUAUAUGUCAUUGGAUUUAGAAGAUGGAAACGAGAUACCUGAACCUAUCCCUAUGAUUUAUAGAAUUUAUGAAGGUUAGUAGAAGAGUUUUUUCUAAUUUUGAAUCAACUUUCAAAUUUCAGAACCCAUCCACGAAGUUUCAGUUUGUGUUGGUCCAAUUUAUGGAAAUGAAUCAAAAUGGUUAGGAAUUGCUGAAUAUAUUGAACAUUAUAAACUUAUUGGAGUCAAACAUUUUUAUUUCACUGUUUUUGAUAUAAAUGAAUAUGAUCGAAAAAUAUUAAAUGAUUAUAUUCGAUUAGGAGAAAUUGAAGUAACAACUGUAGAUACUGAAUAUAAAAAAGAAGAUUGGCAAUUUCAUAUGAUUCAACAGACGGUUCGAAAUUUUGAAUGAAUAUAUUUAUAUUCUCCAAUAAAAAAUCAGUUUUUAGGAAUGUCAUCAACGCGCGAAAUUUCAUUCAAAAUGGGUUAUUAAUGUUGAUUUUGAUGAGAGACUCGUUCUGACAAACAAUAAAACAAUAGAAGAUCUUCUGAAUUCAGACGAAGCUGCGACAGAAUAUUGGUUGCCAGUUGCACGAGUUUUGAAAAAUGAAACAAUGCCUCAAAAAUAUAUAAACAACUCACAAACAGAAAAAGAUAUGCAAUUUAUCAGACAUAAUUUAACUUCUAUAAAAAAAUUCCGGAAUUCCAAAUCAAUAUAUCGCUCGGAUAUUGCAGCCAGAGUUUUUUAUCAUUAUGUAACUCAAAAUUAUGGACAUAAGAAAUGUAUCAAAAAAGUCGACCCGGAAUUCGCAUACUUGCGGCAUUAUCGAACUGAUAAUGAAAGUGGUAUAAAUUCAGGAUGGCAUAGACAUUUGACAGAUUUCACGGUGAAUCAUUUGAAUGAAGAAUUCAGUCGACAACUUGUGAAAAAUAUAUUGAAACGAGUUGAAUGUGUUUAUAAUGAGAAAUUAAUGUAUUGCGAUGAAAUCGGACCAAAAUUCAAAAGAUAUCAAGUUUAUAAAAAUGCUUUUGAUUGUAUUGUUAGGAACACAACUAUUAAUUAG
Messenger RNA from Caenorhabditis angaria, 1552 nucleotides. NCBI's taxonomy places the organism in Eukaryota, Metazoa, Nematoda, Chromadorea, Rhabditida, Rhabditidae. The record is from the annotation of a GenBank genome assembly.